CGUAAAUUUACCUUACAACCAAUUCCUAUAAUGGCUGAACAUGUUCUUAAUGGCGUUAUUACCGAGGACCCAGUUAUUCUCCCUAAUAUUCAAGAAAAGCAGGAAAAGUAUAAAAAUGCUGGGCGUCCUAAACACCCAGUUUGGAAUUAUUUUUUAACUAUUAAAAAAAAGGGAGAACAUGAUGGUGCGGAAUGUUUAUAUUGUCAUGAUAGAUGGGAACAUGGCAAACCAUCAGAAAUGGAAGCUCAUCUUGCAAAGCAAUGCAAAUUAGUUCCUG
Molecule: messenger RNA, 277 nt
Organism: Funneliformis caledonium
Lineage: Eukaryota; Fungi; Glomeromycota; Glomeromycetes; Glomerales; Glomeraceae
Source: the annotation of a GenBank genome assembly